Molecule: messenger RNA, 1287 nt
Organism: Malus domestica (apple)
Lineage: Eukaryota; Viridiplantae; Streptophyta; Magnoliopsida; Rosales; Rosaceae
Product: probable aspartyl protease At4g16563
Biological process (GO): proteolysis
Cellular component (GO): extracellular region
Molecular function (GO): aspartic-type endopeptidase activity
Source: RefSeq, a predicted model, not a curated record
UCACAAGUGUCAGACAUGGUAGAGCCAUUGAGGGAAGUGAGAGAUGGGUAUUUGAUAUCUCUUAGUUUAGGGACACCCCCACAAGUCACUCAAGUAUAUAUGGAUACUGGGAGUGACCUAACAUGGGUUCCUUGUGGCAAUCUUUCUUUUGUUUGCAUAGAUUGUGAUGACUAUAGGAACAACAACCUAAUGCCCACUUUCUCCCCUUCAGCUUCUUCUUCGUCUCUUAGAGACCUUUGUGGUAGCUCCUUUUGCAUUGACAUCCAUAGCUCAGAUAACUCUAUCGAUCCAUGCACCAUUGUUGGAUGCUCGCUUGCUACCCUUCUUAGGGACACAUGUCCUAGACCAUGCCCUUCAUUUGCUUACACUUAUGGCGCAGGUGGGGUUGUCCAAGGGACACUUAGUAGAGACACACUAAGGGUUCAUGGAAUUAGUACUACCCCCAACAAUAUUGUCACUAUGGAAAUUCCCAAGUUUUGUUUUGGGUGCAUCGGGUCUACCUAUAGAGAGCCUAUUGGGAUUGCAGGGUUUGGUAGGGGAGCGCUUUCCCUCCCAUCCCAGUUAGGGUUUCUACAUAAGGGCUUCUCUCAUUGCUUCUUGGCUUUCAAGUAUGCAAACAACCCUAAUGUUUCAAGUCCACUAGUUGUAGGAGAUGUUGCUAUUUCUUCCAAAGAAAACUUGCAAUUCACUCCAAUGUUGAAGAGUCCCAUGUACCCUAACAACUACUACAUUGGUAUAGAGGCCAUCACAAUAGGUAAUGCCAGUGCAGUAACACAAGUGCCCUCAAGCUUGAGAGAAUUUGAUUCACAAGGAAAUGGGGGUUUGCUGAUUGACUCAGGAACCACUUACACUCAUUUUCCUGAGCCAUUAUACUCCAAUCUUCUCUCCGUUCUCGAGUCGGUGAUUUCGUAUCCUAGAGCCAAGGAAAUGGAGACAAAGACCUCUUUUGAUCUUUGUUAUUUAGUCCCAUACACAAUGAAUAAUACUAUCACAAAUCAGGAUGACCUACAAUUUCCUCCAAUAACUUUCCACUUCUUGAAUAAUGUGAGUCUUGCUUUGCCCCAAGGAAAUCACUUCUAUGCCAUGGGAGCUCCAGUAAACUCGAGUGUGGUGAAAUGCUUGUUGUUCCAAACAAUGGAUGAUGGAGAUUACGGGCCAGCCGGGGUUUUCGGUAGCUUCCAGCAGCAAAAUGUGGAGGUUGUGUAUGACUUGGCGAAAGAGAGAAUUGGGUUUCAGGCAAUGGAUUGUGCUUCAGCUGCAGCCUCUCAAGGACUUCACAGAAACUAA